Messenger RNA from Puccinia triticina, 885 nucleotides. RefSeq lists its product as uncharacterized. Gene Ontology annotation, molecular function: iron-sulfur cluster binding; iron ion binding. Gene Ontology annotation, biological process: iron-sulfur cluster assembly. The transcript has 4 exons. Gene Ontology annotation, cellular component: mitochondrion. Lineage: Eukaryota; Fungi; Basidiomycota; Pucciniomycetes; Pucciniales; Pucciniaceae. The record is from RefSeq and is a predicted model, not a curated record. Bases 1 to 885 code for a protein of 294 amino acids.
AUGUCGCUUCUCAAGAACUGUGUUGACCGCUGCUCAACUUCGAUUUAUAACCUGACUACAUCAACUUUGAAACACUCUCCUCGCAUCAUUCUAUCCAACCGUUUGCCUAAUCGGUCAUAUCAUUCUUACUCAUUACGAGGCCAACUCCGGAUCCAGAAAGUGAACGGGGCCUCACCACAUACGAAUGCAAAAAACAAGCCCGCGAUUUUAAGACACGCGCGAUCGAUUUUCAUUCAAACGGAACCAACGCCAAAUGCCGAUGCGUUAAAGUUCAUACCAGGCCGACCGGUGAUGAAAAGCGGCAGCCGAGAGUUCCUCUUAGGCGACGAUACCCGAUCAUCGCCACUAGCACGAUCACUGUUAUCGGUUGAAGGCGUAAAAUCGGUAUUUUUCGGGCCCGAUUUCAUCAGUAUCAAUAAAGAAAGCGAAGCGGGCUGGCCAACGAUGAAGCCGGAAAUUUACAGCCUUUUGAUGGAAUUUUUCAGUGCCAGCGAUCGACCGGUUGUUCAAGAAGGUCCGAUUGAAGAAGACUCUGGUCCGCUUGACACCCGGAUUAAUGAUGACGAUAGUGAAGUUGUGGCUAUGAUCAAAGAGCUGUUAGACACAAGGGUCAGGCCUGCAAUCCAGGAAGAUGGUGGCGAUUUGGAGUACAAGGGGUUCAAUGAAGAGACUGGGGUUGUUCAGCUGAUGCUCAAGGGUAGCUGUCGGGGAUGUGAUAGCAGUGCGGUGACUCUCAAGAGUGGAAUUGAACGGAUGCUGAUGCAUUACGUACCGGAAGUGCAGUGUGUGGAGCAAGUGCAGAGCGAAGAGGAAAAGAUGGCUCAAGACGAAUUUGCUAAAUUUGAAGCUCGUCUUCGAGGAGGAGGAAAAACGGUGGAUAUUUAG